AUGAACGGUUCACGACGUAUGGAGAAGCUUGCGCCGUCGUUGAAUGGGUCUAUCAGUCCCUCAACAUACACUGCACACUCCUUGGAUCAGCAGCAGAUUUCCGUCUACAAUAAUUUGCAAAAGCCACUGUUUGAAAUCAAACCAGUCCAAUUGCAAUUCGAACUACAUCAUGCGUUGAACAGACUUCUCGUGGCCAACAGUCAGAUGUUUUUAUUUGUUGGAGAGACCUUGUAUAAGAUUGAUUUGAAUAAUCCGUCAAAGUUGAUGAAAUUCAGUGUACCACAGAAGGGUGGCUCUUUUGCCGCAUGGGUGGAUACUACAGCACAGCAUCUUGUUAUACGAAUUGACCAACAAUACUUCUACUUGUACAAGUCGUACAAAUCAUUCAAACCGUUGCCAAAGCUCAAGGGACUAGACGUUGAGGCACUUGCUUUUACGUCAUCAAAUACUAUUGUGAUGGCGACGAAAGCGGGUUAUAUCUACUUAGCAGCUAUCAAAUCGCAUGAUGAUACGAAAAAGACCGAUAUUCAACACUUGAAACACGUGCAUACGGUAGAUUCACAAGUGCGUGGGAUAGCGAUCACCGAGAAUCAGUCAUUGAUUAACAUACUAGCAAAAGAUGCAAUCUACACCUGGUCCUGUUUCGAUACCUCCUUCUUAGAGUUGUCGAAAGUAUUCAAAACUCUGCCAGUUGUGAAAAAAGUUGGCACUAGCGACAAAUGGUUGUUGACAACUAGCGGUAACAAGUUUGUAUACAUUGGAAAGGAAGUCACCACCAACGAUGAUGAGAUACAAUUUACCACAUUGAAUGAUACAAUUGAUGACAUUAUUCUAACGCCCCAUCAUCUUAUUGGCUACCAUGGGAAGCAGGUUUACAUCUACAACAAGCUUAAUCAAGAGUCGAAAAUACUAGAUAUGGAAGAACAGAUCCGAGGGAUUGCCAGCGACACUAGUUCAUACUGGACGUACACUAAAAAUUACAUCUACGAAAUACUCAUAUCCAACGAAAGCAGCUUAGUUUGGUACGACUAUUACAAGAUGAACAAGUUCGAGGAAGCUUUAAACUGUCUCGAAGAUAGUGAGGAAAACUUUUUCAAAAGGGAUUUGGUGUUGAUAAAACAAGGGUACGACUAUUUACAAAGAGGCGGGUUUGGACUUGAGCUGAAGAACAAGGAGCUCGUAAAUUUGCAAAAGAAAGGAAUUGGCAUACUAGCUAGGCUGACGGAACCCUUUGAGAAAGUGUGUUUAAUGUUGAACCUGUCCAAUGCCGUCAGUUUGCUAAUUGACUACUUGUUGGUAAAGUUUGCAAUAAACAGAAAGAAUAAAGUCAGGGCGGCCGUGCUAUCCACAUGGAUAAUUGAGUUGAUGACGAGAACAAGCGAUGAGCGUUUCUACGAGUUUGUAAAGAAAAACCACAAAUUACUAGACAGAUCUAUUUACAAUAUUUUGAGCGGAGAAAAGGCCCUCUUUUAUGCUGAGACAAUCGAGGAUUACCGCUUUGUUUUGAACUAUCAAAUAGCAGAUAAGAAUUGGCCACUUGCUGAAAAAGCUCUCAUCAGAAUUUAUUCAAAAAAUGUGGACGAAGUUUACAAACAUUCCACCGACUUCUUGCUAAAUUAUCCCAAGAUCAUUGAUACCUGGCUCAAGUUUGAUUUGAAUUAUGACAAGUUACUUCCUGCUGUGCUAGCAUACUGUGAAAAAAAUCACAAUCUCCCUCUAAAUCAAAAUGCUGCCAUCAAGCUUUUACUGAAGGUUCAUGACAAAGGCUACAAAAGCAAGAAGCUCAACAACUAUUACUUGUCUCUUUUAAUUUCACAUCACGACGAUGCCAAUCACUUGAUCAUAAAAUUCAUCAAUCAUGAGACAGCAUACGACCAAAACUUUAUCCAAAGGUUAUGCUUGUUACAUCACAAAGUUCAUCCUGCGGUAUUGAUCUACAUUGAUAUGGGAUUAUUUGAGCAAGCAUUGGAGGUGUCACUAAAGAAUAACGCUAUCGAGUUGGGGGAGCUUGUACUUAGUAAGUAUGAAGAGAUUGCCGAGGAUGGCGAUCAAUCUGAUGAUGAUAAUAAGUUGGAAAAGGAAAGCUACAACACAAGAAGACAUUUGUGGCUUACAUUUGCAAAGCACCUUAUUGAUCGCACUUGCGAGGGUAAGAAAGUGGGACUUGAAGAAGUGGACUCCUCUUCCAACAAGUUAAAUGCGACGUUGUCUUACAUACAAAAGAAUUCGCCACUCAGUUUAAAAGACUUGUUACCCCUUUUUCCGGAAACAGUCAUGAUCAACAAUUUCAAAGAUGAAAUAGUGGACUCUCUUAACGAGUACAAAAGAAGCUUACAGGAUAUCAAUAUGAGAAUCCAGGAAAAUCAUUCCUUGCUCACCACUUUGAAACAGGAAGCUCAUGAUGAGACACAAAAGAGAUCGGAGCACUAUUCAGUAAUCAAACCAGGAUCAACUUGCUACCUAUGCCACAACUUGCUUGCAACAAAGAAGUUUAUAUUUUUUGACAAUUGUCAACACGGAUUCCACAAAGAAUGCUUAGUACGACACAACCUCAAAUCAAAAGGAAAUUACAAUUUCAAAAAACUAUAUCAAAGCUUUAUCAAAAACAAGGACAAGGACCAGCAAGAAAUAAAGCGGGAAAUCGACAAAAUGUUAUGCAAGGAGUGUAUCCUUUGCAAUGAGGCAAGUAUUAAUGAUGUUGACGUUGGUUACUUGGAAGAAAAUGAUAGAGACGUUGACGAAAUUAAGGCGUGGGAGUUGUAG
This is a messenger RNA of Lodderomyces orthopsilosis Co 90-125, 2763 nucleotides long. RefSeq lists its product as uncharacterized. The record is from RefSeq and is a predicted model, not a curated record. Lineage: Eukaryota; Fungi; Ascomycota; Pichiomycetes; Serinales; Debaryomycetaceae. The transcript has a single exon. Gene Ontology annotation, molecular function: protein-macromolecule adaptor activity. Gene Ontology annotation, biological process: organelle fusion; vacuole organization; endosome organization. Gene Ontology annotation, cellular component: HOPS complex; endosome. Bases 1 to 2763 code for a protein of 920 amino acids.